Molecule: messenger RNA, 264 nt
Organism: Neospora caninum
Lineage: Eukaryota; Apicomplexa; Conoidasida; Eucoccidiorida; Sarcocystidae
Exons: 2
Coding region: 1-264 (87 amino acids)
Source: RefSeq, a predicted model, not a curated record
AUGCCGACAGAUUUAGGAAAUGUGGCGGGAGCUGCUGGCUCUGCGGGCUCUGUGGCAGCCGUUCCUCAGGCUCCAGCUGAGAACAACGACGGAAUGGCGCCUGCGCAAGUUGCUGCGCUCGUCGUUCUUCUUAUCGUCAUGGUCUUGACCUUCCUGCAAAAUUCGACUUCCAGCAACACAACAACCAAGAGACGGAAUGUGAGCCGACCCGAUGACGGCAGCGACAGAGACAGCGGCGGCCGCCCUGGUCCUUCUGUCGCGUGA